Messenger RNA from Rotaria sp. Silwood2, 990 nucleotides. The record is from the annotation of a GenBank genome assembly. NCBI's taxonomy places the organism in Eukaryota, Metazoa, Rotifera, Eurotatoria, Philodinida, Philodinidae.
AUGUCAAAAACCACAUCACCUCAUGAAAAUCUCACCAAGUCUCGAUAUACCGACUUAAUCGGUGAACCCGUUGCACGCCUUCUUUCGCCAAUCAAAGGUUACGAAGCUGCACCACUUGUAUCACUCGAACUAGCUGUGGCUCCUAUUUCAAAUUUUUUCGAUGAUGUCGAAGAAAAUGUAUGGAUUUCAAAAGAGAAUUCUAAAACUCCGCCAGAUGGUCUCACUCAAGAUGAAUCUGCAGCAAUUCAUUUGUACACGAUGCAGUUCGAUUCAGAUCCUAAUUUCUAUCAACUUUUUAAUUCGACUCUUCGAGGUGAAAAUCGUGAUAAUCUCAAGCCAUGGUUUGCCUAUCUUAAAUUAUUUAUGACGGCUCUUCACAAACUUCCAUCUCAUCCACAAACCAUUUGGCGCGGUGUGCGCGGUGUCGAUUUAAGUAAGCAGUACCCGACUGGAACCAAAUUUGCAUGGUGGGGUGUGAGCUCGUGCACAACUAAUGUUGAAGUUCUUCAGGCAGAAACAUUUCUAGGCAGAAAAGGCAUGAGAACUUUAUUCUCUAUUGAAAGUCAAAAUGGAAAAUCAAUUGCUCCACAUUCGUAUUUCAAAGAUACAGAAAAAGAAAUCGUAUUGAUGCCUGGUUCAUAUUUCGAAGUGAUCGGACAAUUGAAUCCAGCAGACGAUCUAUAUAUUAUUCAAAUGAAAGAAUUAGAACCACCAUUUCCAUUUGUUAAACCACCGUUUAAAAAGGAACUACCCAUACCAAAUGUGCCAAAGCCUCCUGAUAAUAUCGCAACAUCAUCUAUCCCUUCAGCAGCAGAAGAUUCACCAGUGCCAAAAGUUAUCUCAAACGGAAGUGCCAGCUCAACAACAAAAACGGCAGAAGUUAAGGAAGCACCGCCGCCGCCGCCGCCUAAGCCAUCCAGUGAGUAUAAAAAUCUACAUGAAAUUGUUCGAAUACCGUUUCGCUUAGACGAUAAUUUGUUAGUAUUCUGA